Molecule: messenger RNA, 378 nt
Organism: Cooperia oncophora
Lineage: Eukaryota; Metazoa; Nematoda; Chromadorea; Rhabditida; Trichostrongylidae
Source: the annotation of a GenBank genome assembly
AUGGUGUCGACGGAUCAAGAAGUUGCGGCGUCAGAAACUGAUGGUAGACCAAGAAGAAGAGGAGACGCACCACUGGUUCCGAGCGCCAUGGAUGGCCAGGACCCGUCCAAAAAUCUCUACAUUGGUAUUGUAUUCUUCUUACUACUGAUGGGCGUCACGACGUACACUGCGUAUGCUCUCGGACAAUGCUGGAAUAUUCUUCGUAAUACUUGGCCAAUCUACAAGGUGCAUUGCCGGAAACCGUACGCGUCUAUCGGCUAUCGUGCCAUGGGCGCUAAUGUCAGGAAGUUUGUCUCCGUCAUCAUCGAUGUCACACAAUUCGGAGUAUCAGUGGUGUUUGUGCUCUUGUCGUCGAAAACUAUUCACGACAUGGUCAUG